Bradysia coprophila is the source of this 3602-nucleotide messenger RNA. RefSeq lists its product as uncharacterized. The record is from RefSeq and is a predicted model, not a curated record. NCBI's taxonomy places the organism in Eukaryota, Metazoa, Arthropoda, Insecta, Diptera, Sciaridae.
UACGCACACCUGUAAAGCAUUGUAACUCUUUCAUUCAUCUCUUUUGUGUAUCACAAAACUCUGUACUGUACUGGAUUCGAAAAGGUGAACUCAGUUGUGAAUGCGGCGUGUAUUGGGCGUGUCGUUAUAAUAGCAUAUUAGUGUAAAAUUUCGUAUUUAUUUCGCUUUCGGUUAGACCAAAAAAGCAAUUUUAUGUAGUGCCGUUUCCACGUAUGCAUUUGUGAUUAUUAUUUACAUUGUUUGAGCAUUCAAAUUAUUUUGAGUGAAAUAUGAACAAUACAGACGAAAUCGAUCACGCAAAAUCGUCAACAUUCCACGAGAAUGAUGUUGCACCAUCAACAGGUGAUUCCAACGCAUCAAAACCAUCAAACAUUGAUUCAUCUUCCGCGGAACAUGACACGGAUAAAGUGAUUGUUGAUCCAGCUAUUAGCUCGAAACCCAAAGGCUGGGUUCAGUUCGAAGAUGAAGAUGAUAAUAAAACAGCGAAAGAAGAUAAAAUUCCACAAAUGGAAAACGUUGAUCUGUCGGAUAAGCCACAAGAAAAGCCGGCUGCCGUUCUUACCACUGAAAGUGUACACGUGAAUAUCAGCAACAAAACAAUAAACCAUCCGUUGUCACAAAAUUCUCCAGCUGCACCGUCACCUGCGGUCAUUGACAUACCAAAUACCAGUAAUACAAAUCCAGGUCUUCGUACUAUUGAACUGUCAACUGGGAGAGUGAGAGAAGGUUUUGCAAACGGAGACAUAAUCGUUACCCUUCUUCCUGUAAAUACUCGUUGGCCAUGGAUAACUCCAGCACAAUUUCGGCCUGAGCUAGUUCCCGAGGAACUUAUGGCACAAGGAUUAACACUGACGGUGGAGGAAUAUGUGCACGCUCUAGAAACAUUAGUGAACGAUUUCCGUUUCACUGUUUACAACGUGUGCUACAAGCGUGUCCUCUGCGUGUGGAUAUUUUUCGCUUUUAGCGUUUUGCUCGGUCUGCUGUUCUCCGGCUUGAAGGGAAUCGCAUUAUUCAGUCUGGGUGUCGGAUGGCUGUUCCUCAACGCAGCGGCAAUAUUCCUUUGUAUGUGGGUGAAACUGAGAUUAGCGCGCGGAUUGGAACGAUGUUUAGCGUCCGUGAAUAAACAGUUGCUUCGACACAAAAUCAUUUUAGUACUCGAUGAUCGGGGAAAAAUAUCGUGUCACAAAGUGAACUUGUGCUUCAUGUAUUUUGAUCCGUCGCAAUGUGUUACCUAUUUGAACGAGUUUAUCGAAAGAAGCGAACAAAGCGGUACAUCAAUCGAACCGGGAUGGGAGAGUAGACUGGACGUUUCAGCGACUGACAUUGUGAUACAAGGAAGCAACCCCACCAGAGUGUCUAGAAAACAGGAGCGUGGCUUAUUGUUAUUCCUUCGAUAUACGUCGAGAUAUGGAAAUGAAGUGGUUCGUGGCCUGGCUGAUGUUAGCCUUAUUGAACCAGCUAGACAUUGCGCUUCAUUUAUUUGUCCAUGUCAAUAUAUUGAGCGACAUUUAUCAUGCAAACCACGAGUCAACGCACUACCAAAUGAGCGAAUAUGGAAUCCGUUGAAUUCUCUCAAUUGAAGUUCGUUUUGAAAUUUUACAUCACAAUUUUUACACACAUUUCUUCCUAACUGUGAGUUGUGCUAUAAAUAGGAAAAUUGUGGAUUUUUUCUGCUCUGACGAAGCUUUGACACGAGUAUGAAAACUAAAAAGAUUUUCUCGAGAACUUAAUUCAACUUUGUUAUCUCUUGUGUCAUUUCCAGUAAUCUGUACGAAUAAAGACGAUUAAGAAACCUCGGAGAGUUUUGUCGUUGAAACUUCGGCAUUUAUACUGUAGAAUAGAAUGCUGCGGCAGGUCUCCCUAUUUCGUCCGAAUACUCAAAUUUCAGUGCAAAAAGUUAAACAAAAUCGGCGCAGCGCCAUGAAAUUUUGUAAUCGUCAGUAGAUAUUUCUAGUGGAAUUUCAAAUCGUGAACAUUUUGACAUUAGCACAACUCAUGGUAAAUUAGCGUAAUUUUAUUACAAAACCCCUACUCUACUAUAUGCGGAGCGUACGUUAAUUUUGAAAUUAUACCAGUUUUGAGUGUGAGCUUAUCUAUUUUGAGUAGUCUUGUCGAAACUUUCGUUGAACGGACAUUGGGCGAGUUAAGAUACUAGCGCUUCCAUAUUAGACGUUUCAUUGAAUUUUAAUCUAAAUCUUUUAGCCAGAUGGUCACAUUGAAGUGUAACAUUUAACGCUGUUUUCGAUGCUUUCAUUCUUUAUCUUCCAAAAUAAAAUUCUGAGAAUUGAAGAGUAAACUGCUCGGAAUUUCAUUCAAUUACUUCCGAGGUCGUUGACCUAGCAAUUUUGUUUUCAUGUUUUUGUCAGUAGAUUACGUACUGGCUUGAAGAUUUUCAUUUUGACUAGUGCUGAUACACCAGUGCGGCCGAAGUAUACUUAGUAUAUUUUACUCGCGAAGAACGUCGGAAACUAGCUUUAAUGUUACUGUCACUGCCGGAAAUCGAAUUUCUGUGAAGCGAUGAAACAUCUACUUGCUGCGUUUAUAUCUUACCAUUCUCAAUGAUAAACUGUGGGCUCUUAAUAACAGUCAAAUUUUAGUGGUAGAAAAUUGUUAGUACAAAAACGUACAACUUAAGAAAGAAUCUUUCCUGGUCUUUUAAAGGAACUUAACACAACAAACAAUAUGUCAGUUGGUAGCAGGGCGUAAGAAAUGUAAAGAAUUUAAUUCUUUUAGUUCUGUAAAAAAUAGCUUAAUCUCAAAGAGAAGACAAAGAAAAUUCAUUGGAACAUUAAACUGACUACUUUCAGUAGUUUCUAUAGAUUUAAUAAAUAUUUUUUAUCGAAAAUAGUUGAGCUGAAUUGCAAGCGAAUGAGCGACGGUCGUUUACAUUGGGUGCUACAGUCUAAAUGAAGAUAAGUGGAUCUAUAGAUUUCGAUUCCAAAAUAUGUAAUUCAAUGAUUUUAUCGUGAUACAAUUCCUUGAGAAUAAUUUGUUUGUAAAAUUUUAUAUCUGUGGAUGUAACUGGGGACGAUGGGCCCUAAUAAACGCUUUUCUCAAUUAGCCUAAUAAUAUAAUCAUACUAAGUGAACUAAACAUGUAGCCGUACAACGUUCGCAUCUCUAAGAUUUUUAAUUCUAUGGGGCUUGGUACGCGAACAAGAUUUUCUUCUAAAAAAACUAUUUUGCCGGAGAGAAUUUUUGUCAAACAAUAUUUUCUCCAGUCUUAUCAAUUUAGCACAAAGUACUUAAAAUGAUGUUCCUCUUGAUAAGACUUUAUCUUUCGAAAAUAGAGAAAGGCUUUUGAUUGUGUGAGCAUAUUUUACGUGUAUUUGUUAAAAUAAAUCACAUUGUUCCUUUAAAUCCUUUAUUGCCUAUCAUAUAUACGUAAAUAACCAACUAUUUUCGAUAAAAUAUAUAACCAAAAACUGUAUCUGAUUCAAUCUCAACAAUGUACUUAAAUGUCUCAUCAUUUAUUGUUCUAAGUAAAUAACAUUUCGAUUUAACAUUUGGUAAAUUUGUUAGACCCAAAUGCAUCCGUCCGAAAAUCAAGGUAACGAAAUCUGCGUAGUUACUUAAAUUUUUGAGAGUCAAUAUAAACGUAAA